AUGCUGCUCGCUGUCUUGAUCGCCAAUUCUGAAGGCAAUAUUCUCGUUGAACGUUUCAAUGGAGUUCCGGCUGAGGAGCGUUUGCACUGGCGGUCUUUCUUAGUGAAACUCGGAGCUGAUAAUCUUAAAGGUGUCAAGAAUGAGGAGCUUCUUGUUGCAUCCCACAAGUCAGUUUAUAUUGUUUACACAGUGCUUGGUGAUGUCAGUAUAUUUGUUGUGGGCAAGGAUGAGUAUGAUGAACUUGCCUUGGCAGAAGCUAUCUUUGUUAUAACCUCAGCCCUAAAAGAUGUAUGUGGGAAACCUCCAACAGAGCGCCUGUUUCUUGACAAAUACGGGAAGAUUUGCUUGUGCUUGGAUGAGAUUGUGUGGAAGGGGUUGUUGGAGAACACGGAUAAAGAGAGAAUCAAGAGACUUGUAAGAUUGAAACCACCUACGGAAUUCUGA
Molecule: messenger RNA, 444 nt
Organism: Fraxinus pennsylvanica
Lineage: Eukaryota; Viridiplantae; Streptophyta; Magnoliopsida; Lamiales; Oleaceae
Source: the annotation of a GenBank genome assembly